Molecule: messenger RNA, 4137 nt
Organism: Plasmodium vivax (malaria parasite P. vivax)
Lineage: Eukaryota; Apicomplexa; Aconoidasida; Haemosporida; Plasmodiidae
Exons: 3
Coding region: 1-4137 (1378 amino acids)
Cellular component (GO): nucleolus
Source: RefSeq, a predicted model, not a curated record
AUGCUCUCCCCCCUUCUGUUAGUUACUUUCAUUUUGACCCCCUUUGUAAUAACCACCCCCCGUGGGGGAACCCAUCCCAGGGGCAGAUGUACCCCCACCUUCAUAAGAACCCACCCCGUCCAUAUAGCAAAAAAUCAAAUUCAACUGUACAGAAAAAAGGGGACCUAUGUAAUCCGUGAAAGAGGGGGGCACCACCAGGAGGAGAGUCGAAAAGGGGUAAAUCGAGACAAACGCGGAAAUGGAAGCUCCAGUGACCACAGGGGGGAUACUCAACCCAAGGGGGAGUCUACGCCUAUUCACAAGCACCAAGUGAAGAAGCACCACGUGAAGAAGCACUACGUGAAGCACACCAGUUCAAACAGGAGGGGGAAAAAAAAAUAUACAAAGGAGGAAGUGAAAGCGGAGAAGGAGAGACAGCUGAGAGGUAAGUUAAGGAGGAAAAAAAUUGACCAGGGAAUUCUAAAAAAGGGGAAGAAGCGGGGCAGAAGGGUUGACAGCGGGGAUGGUGGUGAGGAGGUGGAGGGGCGGACAGACCUGGCCAGUGGCCCGAGGGGGGAUUCUCCAAAUGAGGGGAAGGCAAAUGGGGGGAAGGCAAACGAGGGGCCCCUCAGUAGGAGGCGAAACCGCGGAAGACGAACCCCGUCGCGCAAGGAGCAAAAAAUCCUGGACAUGUUCCAAAACGACCUGAACGAGUCCAUCGAAAGGCUGAAUAAGAAAACGAGGAAAUAUGAACUGUGCAGGCAAAAUGAAAAUUUGAAAAGCGGAAUGCAGGGCAAUGAGAUACUGCGCAAGGUGUUGGCGGCGGGCGGGUCCGCAGAAGGUAGAAGUGGAAGCAGCAGUAGAAGUAAAAGAAGUGAGCGGAGAGAACGGAAAGGUAGUCCCCCCAGGGCAGAGGCUGUUCAGAAGAACCCCCGCAUCGUCAGAUAUGUGGACGACAUCAGCGAUGACACUGCUGGGGGACAAACUAAACAUUCGGAUGAGAGGACCCAAAAGGAGAGCAACGCGGAAGAGGAGGUAGAACUGUAUUCAUCACCGCAUCGAGAAGGAAGAACCCACAAAGGGAACACACACAGAAGGGAAAAAAAGAAAACUUUGGAGCAAACCAACAUGACGAAGUUGAGCCGACAAAAGGGAAGAAGCCAACCCCAGGAAGAUUACACCGAUGAGCAGGGGAGGACAAACCAGAGGAACCACAACGAUCAAGUCGAAGGAGAAAACGUAAAGCAAGUGAAAGCUCUCAUCAAAAUUGGAAAGAGUAUAGACCCCUUUAGGAAAAGAAUUCACAUCGAUUACGACAGGUGUGCGCUGAGCGAUGUGGUGCGUAGGCGACUGGCCAAGUUUAGCAGCAUCAUCGAUUUGAAUGCCACCGGGGGGGAGAAGCGCGUGGCAGCGGCGGACGAGAUGAAGGCCACGACGGCAGAUGCGACGAAUGCCACAACGGAGAAGUGCCACACCUUUGCAGACAUAGGCAUCUGCGACCACUUCCUCAACGCCUACUUAAAAUACAACGGCAUUGACAAACCGACGGAGUACCAGGCCAAGUUCAUCCCGCUGCUCAUCUUUUUCCUGAAUAAUGGCUAUAGCGACUGGGGGAAUUGCUCUGGGGGGGGGAGCGGCCAGAUGGGGGAGGCAUCCAAUUUUGGGGGGGCCUCUCCGGAGGGAACCCCCUCAACGCAGUCAAAGCAGUCAACCCCGUCAACGCCGCUAAUCACGCAAACCAUGCAAACAGCGCCAACCGGUUCGCCGCCCACUCGGGGAGCCCCCCACCUGCGCGCCUACCCCCCCGUGGAACGCAUACUGUACGUGAACAAGUACAACGAGCGAAGUGGCAAACUCAUUCGGACCUUCUUCCUGCACUGCCCCACGGGGACGGGGAAGACCUUCAUGUACGUCCUUUCGCUCUUCCAGCAUCUUACCAAUGUGUGUUUUGCGGCACCCCCGCGUGGGGAAGAGACCAAACAGGGGGAUCUCGUAGGGGUGGAUGUGGAUUCAGAAGCGACUUCCUGCGCGGCGAUAACUUCGUAUGAGACAACCCCGCGUGGGAGCGCCCCCCAAGAGGGGAACACAUUUUACGUAAGGAAAGAAAUUAACGGGGACGUGACUUCCUUCCUGUGCUCCAACGUGAAGCAGGAGCAGCAGCAUUUCGUCUCCCAAAAUAGGCGCAACGUAGCGGCAAUGGUGAACGCCUUAACGAAGAGGAACCCCCCCGGGGAGGUGAAACCACCCAGCUGUGAUGACCACAUGGGGAGAAGAAAAAGAGGAAACCUCUCCGAAAGGCACCCCAAAAAUGACAUCCUAAUUGUUACGUACAACAAGGAGCUAGCCGUGCAGAUCUACCACCUAUGCAGAGAUUUAAUCGAUUCGUUUUUCAAGUCAUCCAAGUCGAAAUUUUUCGAGCUUAACGACUCCCUUGUGUGGUCCCACUUGCAGGCGGUAGACCCACAGAGGAAGACCCUACUGGAGCGCUUAAAUGUGGAUUUUAAAAAAAAAAAAAAUUUUAAUGUGCAUCUGCUGAUCGGGGGGAACAACAUCAAAUACCAGUUGAAGGGGUUGAAGCGGCCUAAGAUGCACUUGGAAGAGGAGUCUCCUCAGGAGGGCGGCAGCAGUGGUGGGAGGCGAAUGCCAUCGGAGGAAUCCCCCCCGGAGGAAGACUUCCCCCCAAUGAAGGAGGACCCCAUCGAGCACGUGAACAUCUACGUAGGCACACCGGGCAGGCUAGAACGGCUAAUUAACGAAAGGCAAAUCAUUACCCUUGACAGCAUCUCCACCAUCGUAUUUGAUGAGUACGAUUUCGUUUUUCAUUCCUAUGGGAAGGGGAGUGAAGAGACAAAGGCAGACAAGCCCCAAGUGGAAAAUGAAUUCUUUUCCAAAAUGUUAAGAAGCAUCUAUGGUACUAUGAAGAAGGGUCAACCUGGGAGGGGCCCUCUCCCCCCGUGGACUUCCCUCACCAACGUCAUUUGCUGCAGCGCCACGCCCGCGGUGUAUUCCUAUUUAACGUUUACGCGGCAUAUCAUAACGACCAACUUUUUGAGGCACCUCCACGGGGGGGGGGAAGCGAUAGGAAAGCAAUCGGUCGAAGGGGAAGCGGUGGGAAAGGAAGCGGUAGAAAAGGACGCGGUGGGUAAGGACGCUGUAGAAAAGGACGCGGUGGGAAAGGACUUAUCUGCGGAGGGAGAGCCCCCCGGGGAAGGGUACCCACGUGGAAAGAGCCCCGAAACGGGGAACCGCCCCCCCAUCGACCGCCAACUGGAGCAAAGGAUGCUAAACGAGCUGUUCGACCUGAAGGAGUUCGGCAAAAUUCCCCACAACUUGAUUCACCUAAAUUACACGUACGACAGGAGCAACCGCGAAUGGAGCAACAGCGCCACGAUGAACUUCCUCAACAUACUGUUUUCGACCCCCCUGCGGAAAAACGUCCUGGUGUUUUGCAACACGAAGAAACGAGUGAUGGACCUGUGGAGCCUCUUCCGGAACCGAUUCGACGUGGACAUCCAGACCAUCUUUGCAGAGAAAAACAAAAAAAGGAAGAAGAUAUUCAAAGAUAUUAACUACGCCAAUUUUUUUAAAAAUGAUUUGGUCGAUUAUAAAAAUUUGAAGAAGUACGUGAACUUUAUGUUCCUCUCGACGAAUUUGCUCUACCGGGGGAUCAACUGCAUGGGCUUCACCACCAUCGUCAACUUUGACAUGCCUUCAGGCCCCAUCGAGUACCUGCACAGGUGCGGACGAAUCGGCAGGAUCAACAACAAGGGAAUCAUCAUUAACAUUUUCGAAAAGAGCUUCCGGCGCACCUACAGGCGGAGGAUCUUUUCCAAGCUGGGCAUCCACCCCUACGACGUCGACUGCUACAUGAACAAUUUGUUCACGCUGGGGGGGGAGGAAGUUCAGCGCCACGUCGGCAAAGAAGGAGUUGGCAAAGAAGAAGUUGGCCAAGUUGGCGGAGUUGUCAAAGUUGACGGAAUUGUCGAUGUUGACGGAGUUGUCGAUGUUGACGGAGUUGUCGAUGUUGACGGAGUUGUCGAUGUUGACGGAGUUGUCGAUGUUGACUCCAAAGCGGGCUCCGUGACUCACUCCACGGCGCGCACCAACGCGAGCGGCCACUCGGGGGACCCGCCUCCCCACAGCGAACGCAGCCCCUGA